AAUCGAUGGCUUCUUUUCGAAAUUGUAUUUGAAGAUACGCUUCAACGUUCCACCUCUACAAAAAAUGUAGAAACAUUAUCUUCCAAGGAUGUUUAUUCCGCAAUAAAAGAUUCUAUAAAAACGAAUUUUGGUGAUUAUGGUGUCGGGUGUGUUGCAGCUUCGCUCAAUGUAAAAUAUUUUUCUCCAUUUACAAAUAUUGGUGUACUUAGAGUUUCAAGAGAUCAUUAUCAUAUUGCUUGGGGUGCAAUGACUUUUAUUUCACAAAUAAAGACGAAAAAUUGCCUUUUACGCGUUUUAUAUCUUGGAGCAACAAUUAAACAAUGUCAAUUAUCUGCUAUUGACUAUGAUAGAGACCAGAUUUUGCUGCUAAAAAGGCAAGCCGAAUUACAUGAUGAUGCAGAAUCAGUUGAUGUUGAUGAAUUACUUGAACAAUCAAAAAGUCAAAUUUUGGCCAUAGAAUAA
This is a messenger RNA of Funneliformis caledonium, 462 nucleotides long. The record is from the annotation of a GenBank genome assembly. NCBI's taxonomy places the organism in Eukaryota, Fungi, Glomeromycota, Glomeromycetes, Glomerales, Glomeraceae.